Sciurus carolinensis (gray squirrel) is the source of this 3671-nucleotide messenger RNA. RefSeq names its product phosphatidylinositol transfer protein alpha (gene Pitpna). The record is from RefSeq and is a predicted model, not a curated record. Lineage: Eukaryota; Metazoa; Chordata; Mammalia; Rodentia; Sciuridae. Gene Ontology annotation, biological process: phospholipid transport. Bases 242 to 1054 code for a protein of 270 amino acids. Gene Ontology annotation, molecular function: phosphatidylinositol binding; phosphatidylcholine intramembrane carrier activity; phosphatidylinositol transfer activity. Gene Ontology annotation, cellular component: cytoplasm. The transcript has 12 exons.
GCCCCGCCCCCGCGCGGCGCUGCGGAACCGGAGCUCCGGGCGGCGUCGGCAGCGGCGCGGGAGGCGGCGAGGCCAGGGCUGCAGGAGCCGGCGCGGCGGCCUCAGCGAGAGCGGCGGGGACCGAGCAGACCACGACGAAAGCGCACAGGCAGCCGGGUCGGGCCGCUGCGGGGAGAGCGGCCGCCGGGAAGCGGGCGGGAAGCCGGGCGGGCAGCGGACAGCCGCCGAGCUGCGGAGCGACAUGGUGCUGCUCAAGGAGUAUCGUGUCAUCCUGCCUGUGUCUGUAGAUGAGUAUCAAGUAGGGCAGCUGUAUUCUGUGGCUGAGGCAAGCAAAAAUGAAACUGGAGGUGGUGAAGGCGUGGAGGUCCUAGUGAAUGAACCCUAUGAGAAGGAUGGUGAGAAAGGCCAGUACACACACAAGAUCUACCACUUACAGAGCAAGGUACCCACAUUUGUUCGAAUGCUGGCCCCAGAAGGAGCCCUGAAUAUACAUGAAAAAGCAUGGAAUGCCUACCCAUAUUGCAGAACUGUUAUUACAAAUGAGUACAUGAAAGAGGACUUUCUGAUUAAAAUUGAAACCUGGCACAAACCAGAUCUUGGCACCCAGGAGAAUGUGCAUAAACUGGAGCCCGAGACAUGGAAACACGUGGAAGCCGUAUAUAUAGACAUUGCAGAUCGAAGUCAAGUACUUAGCAAGGAUUACAAGGCAGAGGAAGACCCUGCAAAAUUUAAAUCGGUCAAAACAGGACGAGGACCCUUGGGCCCAAAUUGGAAGCAAGAACUUGUAAAUCAGAAAGACUCCCCAUAUAUGUGUGCAUACAAACUGGUUACUGUCAAGUUCAAGUGGUGGGGCCUGCAGAACAAGGUGGAAAACUUUAUACAUAAGCAAGAGAGGCGUCUGUUUACAAACUUCCACAGGCAGCUGUUCUGUUGGCUCGAUAAGUGGGUUGACCUGACCAUGGACGACAUUCGAAGGAUGGAAGAAGAGACGAAGAGACAGCUGGAUGAAAUGAGACAAAAGGACCCAGUGAAAGGAAUGACAGCAGAUGACUAAAGCCACCCAUCCCCCUUCUGCACUUUUCGCAAGACAGUGGUCAACAGGAAGGCCCAGCAGCUCCACCCUCCUGAGUGACAGGCCAUCUUCGGACGCAGCCUUUCUGUGCCCAUUCUUCAGGCAACUUUCAAUUCCUUACUGUAGCUAAUUCUAGAUGUCCUUUAAUAUUGUGAACAAACAGACCGUCUGGUAUUACAAAGCCCAUGUGUAUGGGAGCCUGCUCCUCUAAGAUAUGUGGUGUGUAGGCUGCUGUAUUUACAGCUUCUCCCUCUCUCCAUUGCAUUCUGACCCAUUUCUGUGUGUGCCCCCACCUUUGUUUCCAAGUGACAUUUUUAGUCUUUCAAGUUAGCUGCCUUUUGUAAUGUGGUCAUUUAAGUUCAUUGGUUUUCAACCUUGGGAUAAACUGAGGUAUUUUGUUUCCUGGGCAGAUCCUUGAAAUUUUGAAUGCUCACCUGGGGAGAGAAGAUGAGUUAGAAAUACAGUAUCGUCCUCUCUUUUCCCCAUCUAGUUCCACAGAAUAGCAAUGUGGAUUCAUAACUCUUACCUCUGCCACUAGUUACCUGUCAUCAAUGCACUAAGCACCAAGGAGGUACCCAAGGCCCAGGCAGUCUCUGUUUAAAGAAAAUUGAACACACAUGAAUAAUCCCUGCCCCAGUCAUUGCAUAUCUGGCCAUUGUUCUUACAAACAACUGUGACUUCUUGGUCCUCCUGUUGCCCACUCUGUCUGAAUUUCUCUGCAGAGUCUACAAGACACCCUGGUCACCUUUCCACUUGGAGGGAAUUUUCCAGUGUGGCCCUUAGAAUUGAGUCUGCCCCAUAGAUACCAAUCCAUCUGACCCCUGAGGAGCUCUGUGCUCCUCUUCCCUUUUGGGCUGGUGCUCCACUCAGCAAUAAUCCUCUUUUUCUCUGUGCUUUCUUAGGUCCCUGUCCUCUGUCUUUGCAGUUGGUUAGGAUGCAAAAGUCCUGAUCUUUUCAUGCUGCACAAAGCAAGCAUGCAAAAAGCUCCCUUUUCCCCCAGCCAGAACAUGUACCCUCUUGUCUCCAAUCACUGGAAAAGAAUUUGGGGAUCAUGAACUCAGCUUGUCCUGCCCAUGCUGAGUUGUGUCCUGGACAAUCAAAAGUAAGCAGUGAUCGUAGUGUAAUUUCAUCAAAGUAGGCUGAUGAAGUAGUCCAAGCUCCAGGAAAGAAGUUGCUGAGUGCUUCCUAGUUCCUUGACUCAGCAGAGCCUGAGUAUGCCUUCUUGGUGGGAGAAUCUGAGAUAGCUAUGGUGUCACCUGACAUUUCUCAGGCCUUGUGAAGUACGUUGGCCUGAGUGUACAGUGACCCAAGCCCAUACUAGCCUGGGUCCCUCUGCUAAUGAGAGAAACCAAAUCUCUGUUUGGAGUGAGAAGUGGGAUGGGACAUUUUAUCCUAUGUUUUGUCUGUGUGUUUGCCUUACUCAUUUCUAAGUGCAAUAAUGGAGCGUCUCACAGGAUUGCACCUGUGAUAUCUUGAUGGAUGCUUCCCUGUGGUCCUCCUAGGGCAAGGGUAGACAGAUUUGGAUUCCUCAGCAUGGUUAGCUCCGACCUUCAUUGAGGUCCCUUUGGGGCCAGCAGAUAUCUCAUUACAGCCACCCUCUUAUGUAUUAGUCUCCUCAUCUUAUAGAGUCUUUAGUAAUGGACCUGGGGCAUUUCAGUUGGUGAUCGGCAUCUCAACUGCUAGGAUUGGAAAAGUUGAAGAGGCAUUCCCACAGGAUACAAAUGUAAAUGUUUUGCUGCAAGCUCUGUAUUAACUAUUAAUUAUAUUUGUGCUUAAAGAUUUUUCUUCAUUCAUCAACUAGGUGAAGUCUAGGUGUGGGUUUUCUUGGGAGAAACUGAUACUCUAAGCAGACAGUUGUUUAUGCAGUGUGAGGGUCAGAUGUUAGUCUCCUUUGUUCAGUUCUCCGCGAUCUACACAUAUCACUUCAGCUCUCUUGGGGGCUCACUAUUCAUUUGCCUUUUCUCUGGCUUCUCCCACUUCUACCUGUUGCCCUAUUUGAAAGCAUCUAAAUGAGCUGAGCUGGAAUUUCCCCAAUCAGCCUGGAUCUGGGGCUCCUGCCCAUAUCAACAAAAAGGAGGGAUGUCUUUGUCUAAACCAUCCCCAUGGAUGGUGUUGCUGCUGGGCAACAGUGUUGGCUUCUUUUAAGUGCGCCUUCCUUCUUUCCUUCUCCACCCCCAAACUGAUGAGCACUCAGAGGGGCUUAUGAUGAGCAAAGGCUUAGCUCCAGGUAUAAUACAUGUGGGUGUGUCACUUCAGACCAGCUGCUUCCAUUAAAUUUCCAGGGUCUUAGUCCCAAAUGAAAGCAGCAAUGCCGCUACACAAGGGCUGCUGGGCUCUGGCCUUCUCAUGGAGAGAGGUCAGGGACAGGGUCAGUAUUGUGGGCACAUGUAUAUCUUCCCAAGUUCUCCUUUUACAGUCCAUACCGGGACUCCCUGACUUAUUUUGGUUUGUUCCCAGUGCUACUUCUUUUACAAACUACACUUUAUAGAACUGAUUAGAUUACCUUGUUUAUUUAAUGUGAGUUUGUGCCUUUUUUGUCUCAAUCUUCCAAUACAGGUAUAUUGGGGAAAAAAGCAGUCUAAUAAAAUCCUAGACAGAG